UCUAUCUGUUGAAUGCCUGGCGGCCACACCGCCGAGCAGCUGCGCUGGAAAGCACCUGAAGUGAUUCCCGCUGCACACAGCCUCCACCGCGGCCAUGACGCUUUGAUACACACCUGACGGAAGCAGCAGCAGCAGGUAAGAGCAGAGCAUAGACAUGGCCAUUGCACACGUGGCUACAGAGUACGUGUUCAGCGACUUUCUGCUGAAGGACCCGAACCAGGCUCGAUACCGCAACGUUCGAACGGAGCUCGCCGUGGACAAGAUCGUGACCUGCGUGGCCGUGGGCCUUCCCCUCCUCCUCAUCUCUCUGGCCUUCGCUCAGGAGGUCUCAGUCGGUACUCAGAUCAGCUGCUUUGCUCCGACUAACUUCUCAUGGAGGCAGGCAGCUUAUGUGGACUCCUUCUGCUGGGCGGCCGUGCACACACAGACUCUACCUCUGUGGCUGCACAAGUUCUUUCCUUACAUCCUGCUGCUGGUGGCCGUGCUCAUGUACGCCCCGGCGUUGUUCUGGAGAUUUUGCGCUGCGCCGCUCCUGCAGUCUGACCUCGCCUUCAUCAUGGAGGAGCUGGACCGCUGUUAUAACCGUGCCGUCACUCUGGCCAAACGGAUGGCGACAGCGGAGCAGCCGUCCGCUGACAGUGAUCCCACCGAGGGCUGCUUCCAUUACCCAAUGGUGGAGAAGUUCUUGAUGACCAAGCGCUGCUCACGGAAGCUGAUCUUUUACUACCUCCUGUGCCGCGCUCUGACUCUGCUCACCCUGCUCUGCGCCUGCGUCUACCUGGGCUACUACCUCCGCCUGGCCUCCACUACAGACGACUUCGGCUGCAAGCUGCGUGUCGGCCUGCUCGAGUCAGACACCGGCGUCCCCGACAGGGUGCAGUGUAAGCUUAUCGCUGUGGGAGUCUUCUCCUUGCUGAGCUUUGUAAACUUGAUCGUCUUUGCCACGUUGAUCCCAGUUGUGAUCUACGCCAGUCUGCGUCCCCUCUACUGCUAUGGCCACGCCCACUUCCUCGAAACCUACCAAUCACUGCCCACUGUGAGCGUCCUGCCCAAACCCGGUGGCCAAUGUGAUGAUCUCUCGCUCUACCUGCUCCUACUGGAGGAGAACAUCAGUGAACUGAAAUCCUACAAAUAUAUGAAGGUGUUGGAGAUGUUGAGGAGACGAGGCGAGCACGCCGGAGAAAGCUUCGACCCCAUGGGCCUGCUGCAGAAUCUCUGCCUGGUGAAGAUGGACAACGUAGACGGGUUGAAACCCACCGGUGCUUCAGCGAUGCCUGAUAAUGACGCGGAUGCUCCCGAGGACAUCCGCGAGGGUCCAAAUUCGUCCAAAGAAAACGGCAGCAAGACGGAAACAGAGAUGAAAGAGCUCAGACCUCUGUUGAAAGAGAACAGCGAUGCAGCAGGAAGCAGCGACGGAGGCGUUCUCCGACAGAGACCGAUGUGAUGAUUCAGCGUGGGAUUAACAAACUCAGACUUUCAAUCGUUUUCUUCAGAGGAGAGAGGAUGGAAAGUUUGUUUUUUUUGUCUGUCCGGUAGAUCGUGGAAUAAUGGCAGGAUGCUGGAGGAUGAUUGGCUAAAACUCCUGAUGGUACUGAUUUCGACUUUCUCUGAAUUUUUUUUUUAAGGACAAUUUCAAACACUACAAUCCUGAAAGCUUAACUUGGAUUUUUACAUUUUGUGACACACAAUCACUGAAUAUGGAGCUCCUGAAAGGUCGCACUGGGAACAUCUUUCCUCCUGACGAUGCUUUUAUAUUCCCGCUGUCGUGUUUUGGUCCAGCCUUCGUGUAUUAUGUAAUGUAUGCAUUGAUCAUUUACACAGCCACUUCCUGCAUGCAGAACUGUAUAAAAACAUCUGUUUAUAAAAACACUGUGACCCGGUUCCACCUCUGCUGCCUCAGUCGCCCUUAUCCGCUCCCUGUGAGAAUCUAGCUUCCUGCAGGGUCGUUCAUUAGGCUUUUUAUGCAUAAACAAAGCAGGGAAUCAGAGCAAUGUAAGGUUGUUUUCUUUCUGUUUUACAUUUACGGUUCUCGCUCUAUCUGCUGAAAAAUCUCCCAGGACUUCAUCAAUAAGCCAAAAAAUAAACCUGAAUAACCUCAAUGACCGAUUCAGACUUUAAAAUAUAUAUAUAUAUAUAUAUAUAUAUAUAUUCUUUUUUUGGCCUUUGCUGUGUCUCAGUGUUUACACAGGCUUACUGCAUGGAACGUCUUCAUGGACGUAGUGUCAGAGUCUGAUACACCUGCGACUUGGGCCACAAAAACACUUCUAGUUGUCUGUGUGAAAACAGCCUUCAAUGACCUCGGUAAACACUCUCCUGAUGACCUUGUGAGCUCAGCUGCAAGGUUCAGGCUAUAUUUAAUAAAACGUGAAGUUCUUUUUGUAAAUUAUGAUCGUUUAUCCUGUUGACUUGUCAGUCUCGAGUCGUGACACAGUCAGUUCUGGUCCUAACCGAUCACGUCGUGUUUCAAAAACACCCAGAUAGCAGCGAUCUAAAACACUUGACACUAACCAGGGGUGACAUUUAUUUACAGUCAUUUCAGGAGCUCCGUAUGGUUCCAUGAAUAUCAGACAAAAGUUUACCCUCCAGUCAGGGUCUCGUUCAUGAGUGAGAGAAGAAGGGAGCGUCUGUGGAGACCUGAGCGUGGAAUCUUUUCCACCCUCACCGUGACCGAAGUGAUGAGCUUCCUCUUCCUUUAGAGACUGGACGAGGCGCUCAGAGGAGAGUCGCUCCUCCUCCUGCCA
This is a messenger RNA of Pelmatolapia mariae (spotted tilapia), 2741 nucleotides long. Its product is annotated as pannexin-1-like. The transcript has 8 exons. Gene Ontology annotation, cellular component: plasma membrane. Lineage: Eukaryota; Metazoa; Chordata; Actinopteri; Cichliformes; Cichlidae. Gene Ontology annotation, molecular function: wide pore channel activity. Gene Ontology annotation, biological process: monoatomic cation transport; positive regulation of interleukin-1 production; cell-cell signaling. The record is from RefSeq and is a predicted model, not a curated record. The coding region runs from base 155 to 1444 and encodes 429 amino acids.